AUGUCACUUCUCGUUGAUAAGCUGCGUCCCAAGACGCUUGAUUCACUCACAUACCACCCAGAUCUCUCGGCUCGCCUCCGAUCCUUGGCUCAAAGCGGCGACUUUCCCCAUUUGUUGGUUUAUGGACCAUCAGGUGCUGGCAAGAAGACACGCAUCAUUGCAACCCUAAAAGAACUCUACGGCCCUGGAGUUGAAAAAAUCAAGAUUGACGCCCGAGUAUUCCAAACAACGAGCAACCGAAAGCUAGAGUUUAACAUCGUCUCCUCGGUCUAUCAUCUCGAAAUUACACCCGCCGAUGUCGGAAAUUACGACCGGGUCGUCAUUCAAGAGCUGCUCAAGGAGGUUGCACAGACGCAGCAGGUGGAUCUUUCCGCAAAGCAGCGGUUCAAGGUGGUGGUGAUUAACGAAGCCGAUCAUCUUACCCGCGAUGCCCAGGCUGCCCUGCGUCGCACUAUGGAGAAAUACAGCCCGAACUUGCGUUUAAUUCUUUUGGCCAACAGCACUUCUAAUAUCAUUGCGCCAAUUCGUUCCCGUUGUCUGCUGGUCAGAGUUGCGGCGCCCACGGAAGAGGAUAUUUGCUGUGCUCUUCGCAUUGCUGCGAAGAAGGAGGGCUGGGUUGGGGCAGAUGGAUUGAACAAGCGUAUUGCACGGGAUAGUGGGCGGAAUCUACGGCGUGCAUUGCUCAUGUUUGAGUCUGUUUAUGCACAAAAUGAGAAAGUCACAGACAGUACUCUUAUUCCACCGCCGGACUGGGAGGCUUUGAUCUCUCUUGUUGCAGAUGAGAUUCUUGCAGAACGCUCGCCCGCUCGACUGUUGCAGGUCCGAGCCCGUCUCUACGAUCUGUUGACUCAUUGUAUUCCUCCAUCAACUGUUCUCAAGACCUUGACCUUCAAGCUUGUUGCGAAGGUUGAUGAUGCCCUCAAAGCCGACGUCAUCAAGUGGUCUGCAUUCUAUGAGCACCGAAUCAGACUGGGCAGUAAAGUGAUUUUCCACCUUGAAGCUUUCGUGGCCAAGUUUAUGCGCAUUUACGAAAGCUACUUGAUGGGUAUGGAUUUUUAG
Molecule: messenger RNA, 1059 nt
Organism: Penicillium verhagenii
Lineage: Eukaryota; Fungi; Ascomycota; Eurotiomycetes; Eurotiales; Aspergillaceae
Product: replication factor C subunit 5
Exons: 6
Coding region: 1-1059 (352 amino acids)
Biological process (GO): DNA-templated DNA replication; DNA repair
Cellular component (GO): Rad17 RFC-like complex; DNA replication factor C complex; nucleus
Molecular function (GO): ATP hydrolysis activity; DNA binding; DNA clamp loader activity
Source: RefSeq, a predicted model, not a curated record